AUGAAUAAAAUAAAGAAAUCGGAUAUACAAAAAAUAAGUACAAGUUCUGUCAUUAAUAAAAAUUUUAAAAAAGAAAACAUUUUUGAUGGUUCUGAUGAAACUUGUUGGACAUCUUGUGAAGGGAGUCCUCAGUGGGUCGCAGUCGAAUUAAAAGACGAAUUUACAAUGACUGGAUUCAGUAUACAAUUUCAAGGUGGUUUUGCUGGACAAAAUUGUCAUGUUGAAUUUAAUAAUAAAGAUGAUGUUAUAACCGAGUCUUUUUAUCCAGAAGAUAUUAAUUUAGUACAAAAUUUUAAUUUUAAAAACCCAGUUUUAUCUAAUAACAUAAAAUUAGUUUUCGAUAAAAGUACUGAUUUUUUCGGAAGAAUCGUUGUCUACUCUUUAGAUAUAUAUUAUGAUAAAAAUAAUUUUAAUAAUUCAUAG
Pediculus humanus corporis (human body louse) is the source of this 423-nucleotide messenger RNA. RefSeq lists its product as uncharacterized. NCBI's taxonomy places the organism in Eukaryota, Metazoa, Arthropoda, Insecta, Psocodea, Pediculidae. The coding region runs from base 1 to 423 and encodes 140 amino acids. The transcript is spliced from 3 exons. The record is from RefSeq and is a predicted model, not a curated record.